UCCCUCAAAGCCUCAACCAUAAAAACUCCCACUCAACUCCUCAAAACCAACCCAUUUUCCCUCCAAACACAAAAAUGAUCAACUUCGAUGACUUGUACAGUGUGCUUACUGCAGUUGUACCUUUAUACGUAACAAUGUUCUUAGCAUACGCAUCUGUAAAAUGGAACAUUUUCUCACCACAACAAUGUGGUGGAAUAAACCGAUUUGUCGCCAUUUUUGCUGUUCCUCUUCUCUCAUUCGAGUUCAUUUCAAGAAUCAAUCCGUAUAAAAUGAACCUCAAAUUCAUAGCAGCCGAUGGUGUUUCAAAGGUUUUGACAUUAAUCGUUUUGUUUUUAUGGACAAAUUUGUCAAAAAAUGGAAGUCUAGAUUGGGCUAUCACGAUGUUUUCCCUUUCUACCCUUCCUAACACACUUGUUAUGGGAAUCCCACUUUUGAAAUCGAUGUAUGGUGAUGAUAAAGAAUCGAUCAUGGUUCAAGCGGUUGUGUUGCAGUGUAUAAUAUGGUACACAUUGCUUUUGUUCUUGUUUGAGUAUCGAGAAGCUAAGAAUUUGAUACUGACAAGUGGCGGUGGUAACAAUAUCAGUAACAAUAACAGUAGCAGUAUCAGUAACAGUAACAGUCAGAGAAAUGAUGAAAGUUUUUGGGAAGUUCAAGAAAGGGUGGAGAGAACUACGCGAAAUGAAGAUGAUAUUGUUAAUGUGAUUCAGAGUCUAAAUAGGGUGGCACCGGCAAUCGCGACCGCGGUUGAUGAUGAUAAAAGAGAGUUGCAUUUGUUUAUUUGGCGUUGUAGGUGUUGCAGUUCUCCAGGUGUAUGUGAACAAUCGGUGGAAGUAUGCAAUAGAGAGAAUGAGAAAGCCGAGAGUGUUGAAGAACCAAACAUUAUUGAGUCUCAGGGGUCACCUUCAAUGUUAAAGAAACUCUUGAAAAUGGUAUGCUUUAAGCUGGUGAAAAACCCUAAUUCGUAUGCGAGCAUACUUGGUCUUAGUUGGGCUCUUGCUUCUUGCAGAUGGGGAAUAAAGAAGCCACAGAUUCUUGAAAAUUCAGUUACCAUUCUCUCAGAUGCUGGCCUAGGAAUGGCAAUGUUCAGUCUAGGCUUGUUCAUGGCUUCACAACCGAAGCUAAUAGCAUGUGGGAACAGAUUAGCAGCCUAUGGCAUGGUGGCAAGGUUUGUAGCGGGACCCGCUGUGAUGGCAGUUGCUUCUAUAGGUGUAGGUCUAAGAGGCACUAUCCUACAAGUUUCUAUUGUUCAAGCUUCUUUACCACAAGGGAUUGUGCCCUUUGUGUUUGCUCGUGAGUACAACUUGCAUCCAGACGUUUUGAGCACUGCGGUCAUUUUUGGAAUGAUAAUAUCUUUGCCCAUCACAAUGUUGUAUUACAUCUUACUAGGCCUCUAAAAAAGGAGGAAAAGUUGAUUCAUGAGUGUUCAUAAUAUCAAAAGACCUAACUAUAUUUGUUUAACUAAAAUGACUGUAUUAGCUAGGUGUUUUUUUCUUUUUGACUUAAUGCGAAAGAAAACUUAGCAGAGAAAGUUAGAGAAGUGAGGCUUUCCCUAUUAAGUCCUAACUUUUUACAAAUUGCCUUGAUGCCUUCAUUUACUUUUUACUUCCAUUUCCUCAAGCAUGUUGUUAUUUUCUUGAGGAAUGGCAAUGUACUUUCAUUUCUUUCUAUUACAACAUUAUACUUUCAAUUUCUUUCUUAUUAAAGUAUUGUAUUUCGACAAUUUUAAUAUAUUAUAGCAUUGUACUUCCAA
Molecule: messenger RNA, 1750 nt
Organism: Lactuca sativa (garden lettuce)
Lineage: Eukaryota; Viridiplantae; Streptophyta; Magnoliopsida; Asterales; Asteraceae
Product: putative auxin efflux carrier component 1d
Biological process (GO): auxin polar transport; auxin export across the plasma membrane
Cellular component (GO): plasma membrane; endoplasmic reticulum
Molecular function (GO): auxin efflux transmembrane transporter activity
Source: RefSeq, a predicted model, not a curated record